GCCUCAAAAUCCGCCUGCUUCAAGAAAAACACGAACCUGCAGAAUUGCGCACCUUCGUGACGUUUUCUUGCUUUCGUUUUACGCGCUCGGUGCGGUCAGGUGAGGUGAUGCAACAACGAAGACGGGCCUCGACCACAGAAAACCAACAGUACGUGACGGCACACGCAGAAGACGAGAUGUUUUAUACGCCGAUGACGUUAUUGGAAUUUGCAGAAUUUAUGGACGUGUGCUUCCCCGUUGCUCGCUCCCUCACCGUUUCGGACAGCAUCGACAUGCUCAGUGUGUUCACCAGCGUUCCGCCAGACAAGGUGCUGGCUGCUCUUCAGUUGGAGCCCUCCUUCGCCUUUGCAAAUUGUGUGCGCGGCAAUGCCCCGUUUGUUUCCACGACGGUGGUGUGUUUUUGGCUGCAUCGGCUGAUGCGCCCAACGAACGCCGCAGAGUCGUGGUGGGAUGCUUCUGACGUCUAUCUGCAUGACGCGUCGACGGAGGGAGGUGCGUGUAAUGGAAGGGCCACCGACAGACCGGCUCCCCACACAGAAGACGUGAGGAGCGUUCCUUUGCCAGCGCGCUCGGGCCAACCACCACGCCCCGCCUCAUCCUCGCAGCGAACAGGGGAGCGCAGCGGCAGAGAAGCGUCGAUGCACCCAACGCGCAACAGUGGGAGCUGGCGCGAUGUCAGCGAUGGACGGCCGUCUGCCGCCACGGCGGAGAUGGAAAGGCCGACGAUGACGAUCAACAUGACCACGACGCAUACCACGCCCGUCACCUCGCGCCAGCCAUCGCAGGGGACGGCGCCGUCGAUGGAGCAGGUGGUUGCGGUGGCCCUUUCAGAAAUGGACGCGUUGGCCGACAAAAACACCCAGCUGGACUGUCGCCCCGUUCAUGACGCGCAGGGGACGGCGACGCGUGACACUCUCUGUCCCUGCGAGAACGUUGCGAUGCACAAAGAUCGACCGCGAAGCCCCCUGCCGGUGCAGCCACCGGCGCAGCAGCAACUUCCGCCGUUGCCGCCCUCGACGACAUUGGCGGAGCUGGAAAGUUACGUACACCGCGGCAGGAAAAUGAAGGUGUGCCGGCAGUUCAUGCACACGGGCACCUGCUCGUACGGGGCACGGUGCCUCUUUCAUCACCAUCGUCCGUGGAACGUUUUGCAUUCAAAGUGA
This is a messenger RNA of Leptomonas pyrrhocoris, 1163 nucleotides long. RefSeq lists its product as hypothetical. NCBI's taxonomy places the organism in Eukaryota, Euglenozoa, Kinetoplastea, Trypanosomatida, Trypanosomatidae. Gene Ontology annotation, molecular function: metal ion binding. The record is from RefSeq and is a predicted model, not a curated record. The transcript has a single exon. Bases 108 to 1163 code for a protein of 351 amino acids.